GCAAACGUCCUCUCUUCGGUCCGAGCCUGUCUAGCCCUCGGCCGCCCCCACCCCCGCGGCCGGUGCAAGGUGCCGCAUCAUUCACCUCAGCCGACGUUUCAAAGCCUGGUGGAUCCCCCCGGCCAGGAGUUUCUGCAAUAAGUGGCGGGGCUGAGCUCUGGUGCGGCCGGGGCCGGGGCCUGUCUGGUGCGGAGCCCGCGCUGACCCGGCCUGGAGCUUUCCGCCGGAGACCGAGGGGGGCUGCCUGCCACGCGGCCUCCCGCACUCACCUGUGCCGCUUCCCCUCUUCCUUGCGGCUCGGCCGGCGCACGCGAGCUGAUCGGGCCCCGGAAGACUCACCAGCACGGCCGACGAACAGGCUGGGCAGAGCGGGUAGCAAGAGCAGGAUCGAGCCGGCGGCUGGAGUCGGCGGAGAGCUGCAGGGAGCAGCCGGUACCCGGAGAGCCCGGGACGCGGGUAGGGAAGGAGCCCUGGUGCUGGGAGCCUGGGUGAGAGAGAAGAAAUGGUGCCACUGCCGCAACGAGCUGCGUGGCAGAAAUCGCCUACUUGACAGUGCUCUUAAGUCCGCUCUGCAGCCCUUGUUUUCUACCCAGUCUAGCAACCUCAAGUGUGACAGCCCCGGCAUGUACCUCUGAUCCACCAGUCAGAGCACUGUGCACCUGCCCACUGCCCCGUCCACAGACAACGGGAACCGGGAGCUAGUAAAAGAUGCGUCCGUCCUCGCCCUCAACCCCGGCAGCAAGCCGCGCGGCGGGUGCAGAGAGGAGCUAGUCUGGCCGAGGGAAGGCUGCUGCUUGCCUGGUUGCCUGCACGUCCCCCGGGGACACGCGCGCUGGCCCCAUCAUGACAGAGCCCGGUCCAUGCAGCCCGGCAGCGCCUGGUGGGGGAGAAGGCAGCUCCUUCCCAACCCUGAGGCAGAGCUGUCCUUGAAAGAGUUAAGGCAGGGCCCCUCCCCUUUGAAUGCAUAAACCUCACUCCUGACCUUCCCAGCAGCCCUUGCUGGCUCUCCCCCAACCAAACAAAGAGGGCAGGAGCUUUUCAAACAGGAGCUUUCCACAAAGUUUGGUAGUGCUGGGAGGACAGCAGAGUAUGCUGAAGAACUGGUCUGCUCCCAGGUCUGUGCUGUCAAAGCCUGGCUGGAGAGAGCAGCAGCACCAGCACUAGCACUGGUUUAAUGCCUUCCUCCAAAAGGAUUGUGGUGAUCUCUCCUGGUUUGCUGCAUGUAGACACUUCAGGGGUGAAGGACUGUGAAGUUCCUGAAGCAGUGAAGAUUUUGGAACUGGGGACCAUGAAGCGGCUUCCAUAGCUUGCUUGUUGCAUCUCUUGUGACUUGAAGGGAAGGGGUCACAGAACUGCACAGUGGACUGCACAGUGGACCUGCCUCUCUCUUAUGACAUCCACCUGAGUGACCCUGAUAUAUCUUUGCUUUCAGGAAUCCUGCCGCAUUCCAGUGGUGGCACCGAGACUGACUAGAAUCUGAUGACAAAGGAUACUGAACCAGGCACUAUGGGUUCCUAUCCGUCUGCUUGUCUAACUCAGUGCACAAAUAUACCAGUGACAAUCAUGAACAGUUAUAGAAGUCUUGACUAGAACUGGAUUUACAGAACCAGCUAGUUACAGGCAGGUUGUUGUGCUCAACAGCCAAAAUCUGAAUCUAGCCAUCCCACUGCUAAUAAGUUAACAAUCCUCCAGCCCCCUGCCCCUCAAAAAGGAGGGAAUCAUAUAAUUGACACCAAAGAGAUAGCAAAAGUGCCCUAUCCAACAUGUUGGGCCAGGGUGCUUUGGCAGAUUGCACUAUUUAAUAUCCUGUGGCAGUAGGGGCCAUUCUUAACAGUGCCUGGAGCCCUGGUAAACAGCAUAAUACAUUUUAGGGUGUUCCUUUCUUCUGUAUAUUUCAGCUGCUCCUCCUCAAAUAAGAGGCAAAAGACAGCCACCCCACUCUGCCCAGGGGUCUUGAACUUCCCCCUCACUCCCCUUGUUAUUCUUUUCUCUUUCUAUCCACCCAAUGGCUGAAGAUAGCCAGAUGAGACAUGUCACAGGUGGGAUUUAGCCUGCUCUUAUCCUAUUUUGUGUUCACUGCACCAGGAUGGAUAGACUGUAAAUCCCUUUCCACAGGGCAGCAAGUGAAUCUUUUCCUACAUCAAGGCAAGACCUUGAUUGCAGUGCCUCUUUCUUCCCUGAUGCCUGAAGCUAGUACCUCCUUCCUUGUUCCCAAGAGGUUUAGUUAGAAGCCUAAUUGCACGCAGGAUCCCUAGGUUUGGAGCUGUGGUUAUCUCUGGCAGGGGCUAUAGUUAUUAUUGGCAGCCUGGGGCCAGGUUACUAGCAGAGACUGAACAUCUUCACUGGAAGGGUACAAUGUAGCUGUUGGGGUUGGAGAUUUUUUCCCUGCAGAUAUUACUUCUGUGGCUGCUUGCCAAGUGCCCCUCUCCUCCACUGCUGCUGUGACAGCAGGAAUAUCACAUUGGUCCAUGAGGGAGGAACGUGGCCCUGCCAGCUGUCCUUGCUAAGGAUGUAGCUGCAGAACACUAGACUAAAGGGUAGCUCGAGAGAGUAAAAGGCCAGCAUCCCUUGUCCUGCCAGGUGCCUGGGUGCACAAUGGGCCGCUUGGAUGACCACGCCAAGAAGCGGAUUGUAGAGCUGCGCAAAGCUGGGCUGAGCUUCCGCAAAAUCAAAAAGGUCCUGGAGCUGGACAACAUCCGGGUGACCCCCCAGGCUGUCUACCUGUUCCUGAAGCGAAAGAAUGUGGAGCCUGCCCAGUCCCCAACUGCCUCCCAUUCCCAGCCAGCCACAGGCCGGGGGAACAGGACAACAACCAUCAAUGGAUCUGGCUGGGAGGACGAACAGCUCUGGAACUUGCUGCAGGAAAAUGAGACUGAACAGAGCAAGCAGCUGGAGCCCAUGGGCAGCAGGCAGUCAAGUCCCAGGUCCCCAGUGCCCCCUGGAGGAACUGUUGUGAGCUGUGAGAGGCUCUCCAUCCAUGACAACCAGGACAGCAAGGAAGGCAUCAAAAUUGUCAGUGUGACUUCACUGUGCAAGGACAGUGGGCAGUUUGGGAAUGUGUCUGCUGCACCAAUGGGCCCCUCUCCAGGGCCACAGCUGACCCCCAGUAACAGUGAUGACUGCUCUGUGACUCAUCCCUCUCCUUUGAGCAGCCGCUCAGCUCUGCUUCCACCAGCAUCCUCCCAGCACCAGUUGAACAACAGGGGGAAAAUAUUUCUGUCCCCUGCCAGGAACCCAGCCUUAAUUGUGAAGAAGAAGAUUGUAGAUAGAGCCAUCCACCUCCAGAAAAAGGUGAACAUUCAGAAUGGGCAGAAUCCAUCUGGCUCUACAAGCGCCCUGCCUUUUGUGGUAGGAGUGCAGCCAGGUAGCCAGCCUCCCAGGAUGAACCCAGCUACCAUGGCAGCUUCCACAAGCCACCACACACAGGUCAAAGAUGCCGGCACUCAAACUGUCCCGCUCAGUGGUGCCAGUCCUCUGGGCAGUCAGAACUCUGUGUGGGGAGGGCAGAUGCUUGCCGUCUCCCAGAACCCUCUUGCCAUUGUCGAGAAGCUGGAUGCACUACAUUCAGAGAUCCAUAAACUGACUCAUACCAUGCAGGCUGUGCUAGAGAGGCAGUGCAGCAUGGAGCGCCAGCAGGAGCAGCAGCAGCGUUUCCAGCAAGAAGUGCUUAUGACACUUCAGCAGCUCAGCUCCACAGUCAGCCAUGGGGCAGUGCCAGGAAACCAGCCCUGUGUUCCUUUCAGCAGCAUGGCAGAUCCCUCACCCACUGUACCAAACUUCAGCCAGUUCAAGAUGGAGAUCAUCUAAUGCAAGGUAAAGGCCAACAGGUCUCAGUGGAUCUAGGAAGGAGAGUGGGAGCAGGGACCAACUAGCAGAAGAUCCUAAGGGACAUGGGCAUUCUCACUGCAGACUGCUCCUGACACUCUUCCUGCAAAGGUAGAAUGCUGGGCGGCCAGUACUACCUUGAAGCUUCAUCUGCUCUGAUCUAGUUAAUCAGGAGCUGCUACCUGCUAGAAGAGGCACAUGCUGAUGGGAAGCUGUAACCAGCUUGUUUUAAAAGAAAGCCUUAAUUCUACUCCUCUGUGCACCAAGUGAGUGCUGGCUUAGCCAGGAACUUACAGGGUCAGUUGCUGGGGUGUUCCAGCUCCAGUGCAGCAAAAACACAAUUAGGCUGUAGGCUGCAUGCUCUCCUUUGCUCAGAGGAAACAUCUCUUAAUGUUUACACUCUUGGGGGAAUGAGCACCUGGAAAACCAGCCUGGGAGGACACUUCAUGCUUUUUCCUCUUAUGAAUCUCAGUAAAGUCUAUAUGUGCUCUGGAACGUCCUGAACACUGUUUCUGGGUAGGUUAAUUUGCACCACCAUCUCAUCUAUAGAGAAGUGCUUAUAUUGAAGUGCUGCUGAAUUUCCGCACCCCCACCCCAGUACUGCUCAUGGAUGCCAGGGACUCAGCCCCAGCCUUCAGCUAUCCCUGCUUACUUUGUUCUGUCAUGGCAACUAACUUCUCAGCUUAACACUGUCUGUUGCAAUAAUUCUGGUCCUCUUUGGAUGUGUCUACAUAUACAUUUGCAGUGCCUGAAUAAACCAUGGAGCUUA
This is a messenger RNA of Alligator mississippiensis (American alligator), 4594 nucleotides long. RefSeq lists its product as uncharacterized. The record is from RefSeq and is a predicted model, not a curated record. NCBI's taxonomy places the organism in Eukaryota, Metazoa, Chordata, Crocodylia, Alligatoridae. The transcript is spliced from 5 exons. The coding region runs from base 2596 to 3807 and encodes 403 amino acids.